AUGGCCGCGGGAAUGUUGAAGACGACGAUCCUCAUCAAGCCGAACGGAUCAAAUGUGGAGAGAGUGCGGAAUUUUAACAAUGACCAUCGUCUUAGUACUAGAUUAAUUGCCGAUGAACUGAGACUUAGUCAGAGUACGGUGUGGUGGAUUGCGACGGAGAAUCUGGUGAUGCGAAAAGUGUGUGCCAAACUGGUGUCAAAAGUUUUGUCGGUGGAUCAAAAGAAAUGGAGCAUGACCGUUUGCCAGGAAAUGCUCAAACGGUUGAAUGUUGAUCCGAACUUUCUGGAGAAAGUGGUUAUUGGUGAUGAGACCUGGGUCUACGAGUACGAUCCUGAGUCGAAGCGUCGAAGCUCAGAAUGGCACACUGCUUCCUCGCCGAAGCCCAAGAAAGCUCGCAUGAGCAAAUCGCGUGUGCAUGUUGAUUGCUAUUUUAUGGUAAAAGAGUGA
Messenger RNA from Stegodyphus dumicola, 447 nucleotides. RefSeq lists its product as uncharacterized. NCBI's taxonomy places the organism in Eukaryota, Metazoa, Arthropoda, Arachnida, Araneae, Eresidae. The record is from RefSeq and is a predicted model, not a curated record.